Papaver somniferum (opium poppy) is the source of this 2809-nucleotide messenger RNA. RefSeq names its product F-box/kelch-repeat protein SKIP11-like. The record is from RefSeq and is a predicted model, not a curated record. Gene Ontology annotation, cellular component: nucleus. Bases 819 to 2123 code for a protein of 434 amino acids. NCBI's taxonomy places the organism in Eukaryota, Viridiplantae, Streptophyta, Magnoliopsida, Ranunculales, Papaveraceae. Gene Ontology annotation, molecular function: protein binding. The transcript has a single exon.
CCCAAAUAGUACUUGACGGCCCAAUCCAAAUCCUCCAGAUAUCGGUAGGUGAUUCUCAGUGAGGAGAGAGAAGCAGGAACUGAGAGUGUAAAAUAGUAGUAGGAAGAAGAAGAUCAGAUGAUGAUGAACAUGGAGAAGAAGUAUAAUUACUGAUAAGUCCAUGAAUUCUUCUUCUUCUUCAUUUUCUAAUACCAUCACUCUGUAAGUUCUUCUGAAAUUUUCUUCUUCAUUUUUUAGAUUUUUUUUUUUUUUUUGGUUUCUAAAUUUUAUCCGUUUGGUCUGUCAGAUUAGUUGAUAUGAAAAUGGAUCUUCUUCAUACAGAAAACAAUUAAAUUUCAUCUUAUACGAUAUAAAUUCUUCGUCUUUAAUCUACAGAAAAUUAAUUUCCUCCUCUCAUUAAUUUUCUCUGAGAAAACCCUCAGAAUUUGUUGUUCCAUUGCUCUUAAAUCCCUGAAAUUACAGCGAGGUUUUGUUUGUUUCUCUUUUUGAUUUCUAGCUUUUUUUUUUCCUUCUCAUAUAUCUGGGUUCUUGCGUGUCAAUGCAUUCAGUGAUAUAGAGGUGUUUGUAGACUAUUCUCUGAAAAAAAAAAAAAAGGUUCCGUUUUUUUUUCUUACUUUUUCUUCCAUUUGUAGUUUUUCAGCUCAGAUCACCCACUUGUCUAAGUACUCUGUAGAUUACAUUCUUGCCUUAAAGAUUCCAUUUUUAGGCUUCUCAAAUUUGCUGUACAUAAUCUAGGGGUUGUGAGAGGACUAGUUAGAGCUACAUAUUCUAUUCUCACUGUGUGGCUGUAAAUUUUGUUGAAUUUCAUUACUUUGAAGAUGUUGGAAGGCCAGUCUUGUUUGAUUUCUAGGGCACUACCAAGCUCAUGUGAGCAGGAAACUAAGUGGGUUUACAUGACUUAUCUCAUUGAGGUAACGAAUGGUAAGCGCGGUUUUGAAGAUGAAGGGGAAGAAGAAAGUGGAAGAAGAAAAUUACCAAAGCAAUUGAUUAAGAAAUUGGGAGAGGUAACUACACAAUCGUUGAAUGAUUUUCACCUAUCUCCUACUGAUCAGCAUAAUUAUAUUAAGCAGCAUGGUAAUGGUGGUGAUCAAUCUGAUUCAAGUAACCUUAUCCAGUCUCUUGGCCGAGAUAUGUCAAUCAACUGCCUCAUCCGAUGCUCAAGGUCUGAUUAUAAUUCACUUGCUCUAGUUAAUAAAGGCUUUCAGAAUCUCAUUCGCGGUGGAGAUAUCUAUAAACGGAGGCGAGAAGGGGGCGUUAUUGAGCACUGGGUCUAUUUUUCUUGCCAUCUUCUUGAAUGGGAAGCUUUCGACCCCAACAGUCGCCUUUGGAUGCAUGUACCAAGGAUGCCUUCAAAUGACUGCUUCAUGUGUUCUGAUAAGGAGUCUUUGGCUGUGGGCACUGAGCUUCUUGUGUUCGGUAAGGAAAUAACCUCUCAUGUGAUAUGGAGUUACAGUUUGUUAACAAAUUCUUGGUCUUCUGGCAUGACUAUGAACUCCCCAAGAUGCUUGUUCGGGUCCGCCAGCCUUGGAGAAACUGCAAUUCUAGCCGGAGGUUGUGAUUCACAAGGGAGAGUUUUGAGUUCAGCAGAGCUUUAUAACUCGGCAACGGGAACCUGGGAAACUCUGCCAAGCAUGCAUAAGCCUAGGAAGAUGUGCUCUGGUGUAUUCAUGGAUAAGAAGUUUUAUGUAAUUGGGGGGAUCAAUUCGGAAUUGCUUAGCUGUGGGGAGGAGUACAAUUUAGAAACAAGGACUUGGCGUGAAAUUCCAAACAUGUUUCCUGGUCGAAAUGGACCAACUGAGGCUCCACCUUUGGUUGCUGUUGUAAAUAAUGAACUAUAUGCUGCUGACUAUGCAGAGCAGGAGCUGAGGAAGUAUGACAAAGAGAGGAACCUUUGGAACACUAUAGGCAGAUUACCUGACCGAGCAGUGUCAAUGAAUGGUUGGGGUCUUGCAUUUAGAGCAUGCGGGGAACGACUCAUCGUUAUCGGUGGGCCAAGGAUUUUGGGCGGCGGGAUCAUAGAGGUCAACUCUUGGAUCCCAAAUGAGAAUCCACCCGAGUGGACGCUUCUCGCUAGGAAGCACUCUGGGAGUUUUGUUUAUAACUGCGCCGUGAUGGGGUGCUGACAUUUCUAGACCUUGUCUUACACCGCAGGGGGCGAAGAAGCUUGAUUUCUGCAUGGCUGAUAAUUCUGGCUAGUUAGUAAUUUCACCUACCUUGCUUUUCCUCUGGAAAUCCAGUUUUAGCUCUCAAUGUUCGGAUAAGCAUGUCCACCGCAAGGAGUUCUUGACUUUUCCCCUCUCUUUUUUCCCCCUUUACUUUUGGUUCUAAUUUACUUUCUCAUUGAAUUUGCAUCUUGCUUCCUAGUGUGUAACUAUGGGAGCUUUCAGACGCAGGCAUUGUGUAGCAUAACAGAUAGGUUUUAAUAAUUUGAAGAAUCGAUACAUUGGCAGGGAUGCCAGGAAUGUUACAAGCUUCUUACCUAGGCAUCAGAAAAACAAACACUGUUAUUGAUUUUAUGAUCUGAAACAAAUGUGCUUGACUCGAUUAUCAAAAGAGUAAAUAGGUUCCGAGUGUUCUUCUUUUCUUAUUGAACUGUAGUUAUUCAUGUAAUUGGUACAUUUAUUUUUGCAUUGAUAAGUUAUGAUUUUUCGGUUUUUCAUUAGUUCUGAAUCGACUGUAGGUUGUAUUGCAGAAUUUGUUGCAUUAGCUCUGUCAAUGUGUUUGUUGUAUGGUUAUGUAGGUUGGCAUUGAUAUAUGUGCAUAUUGUCACUCAGUGAAGAAAUGAUAUCCAAGCAAUUUUAUCUCUUAA